AUGGAUUCUUACGGCUCCUCCCUGAACCGCAGCCAGUCGCUGGCGAGCGGCCUGGAGAAGGCGUCGCCCACGUGGAAACCGUCCCAGUCGCGGAGGAGCAGCAGCACGGUGUCGUCCCGUCACUCCAGACAGAUAAUCAAAGACUGGGAAGUGAUUGACGACCUUCAUGGAGAAACUCACACAGGAAGCGAGAACCCUCAGGAGGUGUCGACCCCGGGGAUCUGUGAAGGAUAUCUGCUGAAGAGGAGGAAGUGGCCACUGAAAGGUUGGCACAAGCGAUACUUUGUCCUGGAGGCCGGGAUCCUGCGCUACUCCAAAAAUCAACAAGAUGUCUCCAGGGGGCGUGUCCAGGGCUCUCUGGACGUCAGCCUGGCUGUCAUGUCCAUAAAUAAGAAAUCGAACCGUAUUGACCUGGACGCAGGAGACAUCCUCUAUCACAUGAAGGUAAACGCAAAGAGCCACGAGCUCUUCUACAUCUGGGCGACCAAGCUCCAGGCCCAUCGCUUGUUCAAGAAGAAGGAGGCGGCUCAGGCUCACGGCGGCUUCCUCCACACGCUGUGCCUCAGCGCCGCCGCCGGAGGAGGAGCUCAGAGAAACGGAGACGUGGUGAAUAAAGUCUCUCCAGUGGUUCAUUCAGCUGCAGCUUCCGGAGUUCUGCCGUCACCGAACUCUGCCGUCAACAGCAAGGUCUCCGCCUGGCUGCAGCAGAGCCGAGACCCAGACACCUGCGUCCAAGAGCUCAACCGAUGCCACUUGGACCUGUCGGAGCUAAACCGUCUAAUCCUGAGGCUGCAGGCGCUGGAGGCCGGCCAGGCGUUCAGCAACGGAGAGCUGCAGCGAAUCAUCAGCACACAGAAUCUUUCUCUGGAGAAGCCGAAGAAGCCGAAGUCGGGGAAGAUCUGGGGCCACUCCCGCACGCUGUCCAGGGUGGAGGUCCUGGGAAUGCCUAUUCGAGGGAUUUCCAAAUCGCUGUCCUCCAGUCACCUGGGCAGCUCCCCUCACCUCGGGGCAUCGGUCCCUUCCAUCCCAGAAUACGUCUACUCUCAGCUGUCCCCCCCCACCGUCGCGUCGCCCGAGGGAAAGAAGAUCCAGCAGGACAUCUGCGCCACGUCGCUACGAGUGUUCACAUCCCUGAAGUCGGUUCACGAGACUCUGUCCCAGGAGAGACAGAAAGCACAAGAAGUCUGGGAAUCGAACGUCCGCCCGUCGAACACGUUAUCUGAGCCUGCAGGAGGGAGGCGCUCCUCCCACGGACCUCCUUCCGUGGCAGACUCGGCCGCCGAGUACUUUGACGCCAGCGAUGACAUCAUCUGUGGUAGUUCCUCCGAGGGGUCGGAAUCCGGCCUCAGUGACGGGAGCACGACCAACUCGGAGCCGGAGGAGGGUCACGCCUCGGCCACCAGGAAGUACCGCGCCAGCAUUUCCAAGAGUCCGAACAGCGUCGCCCCCAAGAGCACCGGAGGUCGCACCACGCUUCCUGCUCACUGUCCGGACAACAGCCACGUGGGCCUCAUGGCCAUUCUCUACAACAACAUAGGGAAGGACCUGGCCCGGGUGUCCAUGCCGGCUGCUCUCAACGAGCCGGUGAACCUGCUGCAGCGGCUGUGUGAGGAGCUGGAGUACAGCGAGCUGCUGGACACCGCCAGCAACACGCCGGACCCCUACCAGAGGAUGGUUUACAUUGCUGCCUUCGCUAUCUCUGGUUACGCCUCUGCGACGUUCAGGAACCACUACAAACCCUUCAACCCGGUGCUGGGAGAAACCUACGAGUGCAUCAGAGAGGACCGCGGCUUCCGAUCCAUCUGCGAGCAGGUCUGUCACCACCCGCCCAUCUCCGCCUGCCACGCAGACUCAGACAACUUCUCUUUUUGGCAAGACCAGCGAUGGAAGAAUAAGUUCUGGGGGAAGUCUCUGGAGAUUCUGCCGACCGGCAUGGUGAACGUGACUCUCCCAAGAUACGGUGACCACUACGAGUGGAACAAGGUCGUGACCUGCAUCCACAACGUGCUGAGUCAGCAGCGUUACAUGGAGCACUACGGCGAGGUCACCAUCCAGAACCUCAAGAGCAACGCGUGCACCUGCAAGAUCACGUUCGUCAAGUCUCGUUAUUGGGGUUCGGACACGAAUAAGAACGAGGUGCAGGGCACGGUGCUGGACCAGAGCGGCAGCGUCAUCCACCGCUUCGGAGGCCUGUGGCACGAAGGCAUCGUCUGCGACACGCUGCCCACGGCCAAAUGCGUCUGGAAGCCAAAUCCUCAGCCGAAGGAUCACCAGCUCUACUACGGCUUCUCCAGCUUCGCCAUGGAGCUGAACGAGCUGCACCCGGAGCUGAGGCCUCGGCUGCCGCCCACCGACAGCCGCCUGCGCCCGGACCAGAGGCUGCUGGAGGAGGGACAGGUGGACGAGGCGGACAGAAAGAAAGACGACAUCGAGGAGCUGCAGAGAUCCUGGAGGAAAGAGCUGGGGAACAAGGGGGAGGAGCACGUCCCACGAUUCUUCAAGAAAGCCAAAGACUCCUGUGGACGGGACGUGUGGCUGACCAACAGAACUUACUGGAAGCUCCGGGAGAAUCCAGGUUUUGCUAAAACUCAAAACUUGACUCUGUGGUGA
Limanda limanda (common dab) is the source of this 2610-nucleotide messenger RNA. It is a transcript of the gene osbpl7, whose product is annotated as oxysterol binding protein-like 7. NCBI's taxonomy places the organism in Eukaryota, Metazoa, Chordata, Actinopteri, Pleuronectiformes, Pleuronectidae. Gene Ontology annotation, cellular component: cytosol; perinuclear endoplasmic reticulum; plasma membrane. The record is from RefSeq and is a predicted model, not a curated record. Bases 1 to 2610 code for a protein of 869 amino acids. The transcript has 22 exons. Gene Ontology annotation, molecular function: cholesterol binding.